Molecule: messenger RNA, 2736 nt
Organism: Lactuca virosa
Lineage: Eukaryota; Viridiplantae; Streptophyta; Magnoliopsida; Asterales; Asteraceae
Source: the annotation of a GenBank genome assembly
AUGGGAAAUGUACGAUCUUUAUUAAUAAUUUCAUUGGGGUUUCUCAUAUACCUGUUCGAAUUCUCCGUAUCUGAUCCGGAUUCCAGCCACAAUUGUCCCAAAACCAACACGUCUUUACUUCAUUUCACAAGCCAGUUCGUUAUGUCUCAGCAUCAGCUAAGAGGGUAUUUUAGUAUAAUUGAUGAUUGUUCUUUUAAGGUUAGCAAAUUCGAUAUGCUCUCUGGGGGGUCUGAUGUUUAUUGGUGGGGUGCUGUUGGUGAUAAUUAUGAGAAUUUAACAUCUGGGUUUGUUAUCUCUGAUGAAAAACUCAACACAAGCACUUAUAAAAAUGAUAGCUUUAAUGUUACUUUGAUGAGUAAUGUUACUUGGGAUGAUAUCAGGGUCGUAUCUGUUUGGAAGAAAUCAAUGGCUUCUGAUUUCGGGCAUUUGGUGUUGAAGGAAAUGACUGAAUCCCCCUCCCCCUCCCCCUCCCCCUCCCCUGCUCCUGCCCCUGCCCCAUCAACCAUUAAUUUUACUGGGAGUUCUGUUGUUGAGUUUGAUGGAGAGCCUACUAUGUUUGAUAAUUGUAAAGUUUUAUCAGACACUUAUAGGUUAAGGUGGACAUUGAGAGAAGAUGAUAAUGUGAUUGAUAUCGGGCUUGAGGGGGCAAUUGAUAUUGGAAACUAUAUGGCUUUUGGAUGGGCAGAUCCGUCCAACAAAAAAGAUUAUAUGCUUGGUGCUGACGUGGCAGUGACUGGUUUUACUGAAGAGGGAAUGCCUUUUGUGGAUGAUUAUCAUAUCACUAAGUAUAGUGCAUGUAUGAAAAACAAGAAUGGUAGAGCUGAAGGUGUUUGUCCAGACAUCAUGUAUCAUAAUGAUAAUAAGGUCAACAACACAAUAUUGGUUUAUGGACAUAGGAAAGAUGGUGUCUCAUUUAUUCGAUAUCAAAGACCAAUAAAAUCUAUUGACAAAAACUACGAUUGGGAUGUAGAUCUAAAAAAGAACAUGACAUGUAUAUGGGCUUUAGGUUCAAUCAGGCCACCUGAUUCCAUCCAACCUCUUUACCUUCCUGAAAACCAUGGCAAGACUUAUGGUCAUGUUGAUGUCAAUAUUUCAGAGAGUGUCAACGAAUGCUCGGGCCCACUUGAUGCCAACAACAAACAAGAUCAAGAUCUUUUAAUCGCCGAAAAAAACGAGCCACUAGUUGUAACUUUAGGUCCAGCUUUACAUUACCCAAAUCCACCAAACCCUUCUAAGGUUCUUUACAUUAACAAGAAAGAAUCACCUCUUUUGAGAAUCGAAAGGGGUGUUCCUGUAAAGUUCUCAAUACAAGCUGGUCAUAAUGUGGCAUUUUACAUCACUUCUGAUCCAAUUGGUGGAAAUGCAAUGAGUAGAAAUGUAUCAGAAACGGUUUAUGCAGGUGGACAAAUGGCACAUGGAGUACAAUCAAAGCCGGAAGAGUUAGAAUGGUCACCCGAUCGAAAUAUUCCUAAUGAAAUCUACUAUCAAUCUCUUUACACCCCAAAAAUGGGGUGGAAAAUAGAAGUUGUAGAUGGAGGGCUUAGUGAUAUGUAUAACAAUAGUGUUUUAUUAGAUGAUCAACAAGUUACAUUCUAUUGGACACUUUCAAAGAAGUCGAUAUCUAUUGCAGCUAGAAGUGAGAAGAAAACGGGGUAUCUUGCUAUUGGGUUUGGAGAAAAAAUGAAGAAUAGUUUCGCGUAUGUGGGAUGGGUUGAUGGAAAUGGAACUGGACGUGUGAAUACGUAUUGGAUUGAUGGAAAUAACGUGCAAAGUAUACAUCCCACCAAUGAAAACUUGACAUAUGUAAGAUGCAAAAGUGAACAAGGAAUCAUAACUCUAGAAUUCUCCCGACCUUUGAAGCCAGAAUGUGAUGGAGAUAAAAAGGUGGAAUGUAAAAACAUUGUGGAGCCCACGUCUCUUCUUAAAGUGAUAUGGGCAAUGGGGGCAAAAUGGUCUGCAGAUAAUUUGACUGAUAGUAAUAUGCAUUCAAGCACAAGUAGUAAAGCUGUUAGGGUUUCACUUUUACGUGGUUCGGCUGAAGCUGAUGAGGAUUUAAAACCUGUUUUAGCUGUGCAUGGUUUCAUGAUGUUUCUUGCAUGGGGUAUGUUUCUGCCAGGUGGCGUAUUGGCUGCUCGAUAUAUGAAAAAUUUUAAUGGAGAUUUCUGGUUCAAGAUUCAUGUUUAUUCACAGUGUUCAGGGUUGACAAUUACUUUCCUUGGGAUUCUUUUUGCUGCAGCUGAAGUUCGGGGUUUACAUCUUCACUCAUUACAUGUCAAAUUUGGAAUCUUGACCUUAAUAUUGGGUUUUAUACAACCGAUUAACGCGUACUUUAGACCUAAAGAAGCUCCUGAUGGUGAACAACCGUUGCGCCAAAGGGUAGUUUGGGAAUAUAUGCAUGGUUAUGCUGGAAAAUUGGCUGUUUGUAUUGGGGUUAUUUCUAUUUUUACUGGGUUGAAGCAUUUAGGGGAUAGGUAUAAUGCUGAAAAUGUUAAGGGGUUGACUUGUGCUUUGGUGAUUUGGGUUUUGGUGGGUGUUGUUAGUGUUUUAUACUUGGAAUAUGUUCGGGGAAGGAGUGUAAGAGAGAGAAGUGGAGGGAGAGGUAAUUUUGUUUUGGGUGAUGGUGAAGAUGAGGAAACUGAUCUUUUAAGUCCAAGCACGAUAGAUGAAGGAAAUAUGGAAAGAAUUAUGGGUUCUUCAGUAAGAAAGGAAAUUCAGCUGGAACCUUUGGGCAGAUAG